AUGAGCAAUCGCACGCUUGUUGACGAAGAAGCGCCUUCAUCAUCAGACGACGAAGAUUAUUUUCUUCCAAAAGAAGCGUUGAGUGAUGAGGAAGAAGAUGACGAGGAGGAUAACGAAGUUCAGAAGGAGCCUUCUGUUUGCAAAAGUUCCAAAAAUAAGAGCGGUAGCUUUGCUAAUGGCAUAGAAUUUUCUACAAGAGGGGAAGAGGAUGAAGAAGCAAGGAAAAAAAGAGCUGAUGCUCUCUUUGAUGCCUUUUUAGCAGACACUGAUGAACCCACAACAUCUGUAAAAGUGCCUCCCAUCCAUGAGGACACUGGUUCCAGACGAUCAACAGAAGAAACCCAGCCGACAAAGGAUGCUGGAAACAGUUUGGCAGGAUUACCCAACAGGACGGAAGUUGAUGUGUUUGGCGAUGAUAAGGUUGAAGAAUGUGGCAAGAAUGGGAGGGCAGCGAGCCGUGGUGAAGAUCAGGUCAAAAAGAUAAAUUCAGUGCACUCGCAGAGUUCAAAGCGAUCUGCCGUUGGCCUCAACAGUGCUCUAAGUCUAGCCUCGAAGAAGUCACGAACAAGUGUGCUUGAAAAGUCUCAUAAAGACUGGACGGAAUUCAAAAGUGCAGAGGGGAUUGAGGACGAAUUGAGUAUGCACAAUCGCGGCAAGGACGGUUAUAUUGAUAAACUGGACUUUCUUACCAGAGCUGAUUUCAGACAGUUCGUGAAUGAGAGGGACGCACGUGCUGCUCGAAGGAGUAAAAAGUUUUAG
Molecule: messenger RNA, 759 nt
Organism: Enterobius vermicularis (human pinworm)
Lineage: Eukaryota; Metazoa; Nematoda; Chromadorea; Rhabditida; Oxyuridae
Source: the annotation of a GenBank genome assembly